AUGACUGAACCGACGUCGUCACCAAUACACUGGCCGACCUUUUUUACCUGUGUACUUAUCUCCUUUGGACAAUUCGUUGGUGCCUAUGAGUCCGUAAUCAUUGGAACCACUCUCGAGAAGCCCGACUUCAUGCAGCGAAUGGGCCUUUGGGACAGUGAUGGCAAUGAGACAGCCAGGUAUGGCUCGUUGGAAGGGGCUAUCGUUGGUCUGUUCCAGGCAGGUGCCAUAUUCGGAACUAUCAUCAGUGCCAUCGUGAUGACAAAAUGGGGUCGCAAAGCGGGCCUUGCAUUCGGAUCCAUCAUAUCACUCGCAGGUCUGGGAGGCAUGACAGGAUCCAUGAAUGUGGCAGAAUUUUUAGUCUUUCGCUUCAUCUCCGGGUUUGGAACAUGGGCGUGCGGUGCCGCAGCGUCCGUUGCCAUCCCCGAGCUCUCACCCCCCUCGCAUCGAGGUCUAUAUGCUGGACUGAACGGCGUGAUGAUUGGAUUGGGCGUUGCGACUGCCUCUUACGUAGGGAUGGGAUUCUACUUCUGUGACAACGAGGCGGCUUCAUGGCGGGCACCGAUGGGUAUCCCACUUUUCGCCCCUAUUGCAGUCCUGUUGGCGAUGCCGUUUGUGCCAGAGUCCCCGCGGUAUCUCCUCCUACAAGACAGGCCAGACGCAGCCAAGCGCGUAUUUGACAAACUUAAUCCACGAUCAGGGACACCGGCACACGACACAUAUGUGGACGAAGAAUUCAGCCAGAUCAAACAGCAAGCCGCUUACGACCGAAUGCUCGAUUCAUCGUGGAAGGGUCUUUUCACAACACCCACCUACCUUAGGCGGAUAAUAUUGGGCUGUACACUUGCCGUACUAAACCAGAGCACGGGUGUCUUUGUGAUCAACAAUUACGGCCAGACGUUCUACUCGCAGCUCGGUUUCUCUCCAUCCGCAAGCCAGCUCCUCCAAGGGAACCGGGACAUUAUUGCGUUUCUGGGUAAUUUUGUUGGCUCCUGGAUCGUCGAUCGUAUCGGACGAAAAGCCAUUCUUCUUUUCGCUUUUUUCGGUUGCUUCACCUGUGUACUCCUCGAGGGCAUCAUGGUGGCGCUAUACGCAGAGUCAGACAAUUCCGCCGGUAAAAAUGCUGGAGUAGCGUUCAUUUACUUGUUCCUUGUCUUUUAUGGUACAGGUAUUGACGUGGGCACAUACGUCUACCUUGGAGAGAUGUUUCCCAACCAUAUCAGGGUGAAGGGGGUAGGCCUUUCUCUUGCUGCAAUGAAUGUGGCAUCAACAAUCUACUUAUCUGUGACUAGUACAGCCGUGGCCUCUAUUGGGUGGAAGUUUUUCUUGGUCUUUGCCGUCAUCACCUUUCUUGGAAUGAUAUUGAUAGCCGUCUUCUUUCCGGAGACGCGCGGCCUUCCCCUGGAAGAGAUCGAGGCAUUAUUCGGAAAUGAUCAAGCUAUCGUAACCUUCACAUCUACUUCGCCCACGACAGACGCUGGAAUGGGAGAUCAGGAAAAGGGGAUGGCGGAGCAUGUCGAGGCUUGA
This is a messenger RNA of Aspergillus welwitschiae, 1524 nucleotides long. Its product is annotated as general substrate transporter. Gene Ontology annotation, cellular component: membrane. The transcript is spliced from 5 exons. Bases 1 to 1524 code for a protein of 507 amino acids. Gene Ontology annotation, molecular function: carbohydrate:proton symporter activity. Lineage: Eukaryota; Fungi; Ascomycota; Eurotiomycetes; Eurotiales; Aspergillaceae. The record is from RefSeq and is a predicted model, not a curated record. Gene Ontology annotation, biological process: transmembrane transport; carbohydrate transport.